UCAGGGUCAAUUUCUUCUAUACUCGAUACACUACGCUUUUGAUUCCACUGUUUUUUUCGAGGCUAAUGAAAAUUUCAGUGAGAGACGCGAAGGAAAAUUAUUGAAGUGGGUCAUUUAUUUGUUGUGAGUCAAUAAUUGUUGGUCAACUGAAAUCAUUUGAAAAAAGACAGCAAAACAUAGGUCUCACAUCACUUUCAAAACUCCAAUGAUGAUCAAAAUGUCUGCCACAUAAUGCAAACUUCAUUACAUAACAAAUGCAGAAAUCAAGCGCAACCGAAACGAUUUCCGUUCAAGAUUUCCUCCUUUAUGAUCGUAGAAAACUCUUUCUCAUCAAUAGAAAUACAAAAAUUGCCUAAUACGUAAUAUCCAAUGCCAAACUGACCACUUCCAACGUGACGAUAUUAAAAAUUCGGUCAGGACAAAUAGACAGCCAACUAAUCAGGAUCAUCAAGGAUCUGAUUAACUAACAUUGAAACUCGAUGAAAAUGAACAGCCGGCUCAAGGAGACAGAGUCAAAAUGGACCUGUGAAUACUGCACCUAUGAAAAUUGGCCCUCGUCCCUAAAAUGUACAAUGUGCCGAGGCGCGAAACCUCUCCUCGGCGAAGAUAUUUAUCGUCUGCGAAGUCCCAGUCCUCAGAGAUCCGGCUCGAGUGUCGCUUCCGGUCCAGUUCCAGCCUCAGAUUCCUACAACUCGCAAAAUUGCAGUCAGAAUGUACCUUCCGGCGGCAAGUGGUCCUGCGACAUUUGCACCUAUCUCAAUUAUCAGAAUACGGGGCGCUGUGUGCAGUGCGGAAGUCGAAAGACAAACAACACCCAGUCGAAUUCGGUGGCCUCGAAUCUCCACGAGCAGCUGGCACCCCUCAGGCUUGGCGAUCCGCCGCCAAAUACGGGCUCGAAUUCGCAGUUUAAUCCAGCGCCGAUUAAUUUACAUCCGGAACGAUUUGCGGGUGGACAUCCGGCUGGCGAGAAGUGGUCAUGUUUUAGCUGCACUUAUGAAAACUGGCCGAAAUCGACGAGGUGUGUUAUGUGCGCGAAGGAGAAGGACAGAAGGGACAAGUCGUCGAAUAGUUUAGGUCUUAUUUUACCAAGUCCGGAGAGAGAUCAGAGCCAAAGGGGCUUACCGUCUCCUCCACACACGCCUUUUCUUCAGCAAGCCCAACGUGAUGAGAAUUUGGCGAUUGCUAGAAGCAGGAGUUCUCACAGAUUUGAGAGCAGAAACGACAGUCUUCCAAUGCCUCAGUCCCCCAAUAACUGCGACUACGAACGCAGGCUCAAACAGUUGAGGCGUGCUGAUUGGUGCUGGUUGAAUGCUUGCCUCGGCAUCGUCGAGGGAGACAACGCACCUGUAGAGGCUUACCUGGCAAGCGGAGGCGAUCCGGCUCGUCAAUUAACGCAUUCCGAGGUUCUACUAUUAAAUAGGAGCAGUGCUUUUGAUGUAGGACACACCCUAGUUCAUUUAGCUAUCAGAUUUCAACGAGAGGAUAUUCUAGCGACAUUAUUAUCUCAAAUCGAAGGCUCCGGCUCUGGAAUUAAGAGAGUGCCGAGUUAUGUUGCACCAGACUUGGCCGCCCAAAUUCGCAGACACGUGAUGAAUAGCAUUCGUUUGCGAAAGGGAACCAUUCCAUGUUAUUUUGUUACAGACAUGGCCACUUUUUCCUUGCCUGCCGAGGUGGAGGAUUUGCCGAGUAUAGUUCAGGAACAAAUGUUGGAGGAACUUUUGGAUAGGGAAGCCCAACAGCAGCUUGAGGGCGGCGGAGGGGAACCACCUGCUCUGAAUUGGUCUUUAGAAAUCACUGAACGGUUGGGUAGUCGUCUUCAUGCUCUGUGGAAUAGAUCCGCUGGAGAUUGUCUCUUAGAUUCUGUCAUGCAAGCCACUUGGGGCGUUUUUGACCGCGAUAAUGCUUUACGGAGAGCACUUGCGGAUACCUUACAACAAGCUGGUCAAUUCUUUUAUCCUCGUUGGCGAGAGUACGAAGCAUCGCAAGCAUCUAGAAUGUUAGACUUCACACUAGAAGAAACCCAGUGGCAAGAAGACUGGGAAAAUCUGCUGGCAACGGCAGCUCAACCUGGAAGUGCGUUGGAGCAAUUACACGUAUUUGCUUUGGCCCAUAUUCUGAGGAGACCGAUCAUCGUCUACGGUGUAAAAUAUGUCAAAAGUUUCCGAGGAGAAGACAUAGGCUAUGCAAGAUUUGAAGGCGUCUAUUUGCCCCUCCUUUGGGAGCCAUCAUUCUGCAUCCGAUCUCCAAUUGCUCUGGGUUACACCCGUGGCCACUUCUCAGCUCUCGUACCUAUUGAACCAUAUUCUUCCUCAGGAAUACCGCCCCUAGCAUCACACGCGACUGGCAUUGGUGGCGGCAAUAGUCCAAUGCAACAACUUCAGAUACAAAUGCAAAUGACCUUCAUGCCUUUGAUGGAUCGGGAACGAAAAUUACUUCCAAUACAUUUUCUCAGUCCGGAAGAAAUGGGCCGUGAGGAGGCGAUUUUAAAGCAGUGGCUCGACGUUUGCACCACCGAGGGCGGCAUUUUUGUCGCGCAACAAAAACUUCACAAAAGGCCGCUUCUCGUCGCGCAGAUGCUUGAGGAGUGGCUCAAUCAUUAUCGGAGACUCGCGUGAGUAACUCUUUUUUGACAGUGAAAUAAAGUUGUUCAAAGUAAUCUUUAAAUUUAUACUGAAAUGUUAAAAGAACAUUUUCUCGGAGUGUGGUAAAACGAUUACUUUAGGGUUAUUGGUCUAAACUAACGACUCUGUCACUGAUAGUAAAUUGACCCGUUCUGGAGUUUGUUUUUUAAACUAACCCGUUCUGGUGUUGUUUCACUAAACUAAUACGUUCUCGAGCUUGUUUCGGAAAUUAACCCUCUAAGGAUUUCGUCGUCUAAACUAAAUCAUUUUUGAUUUGGUCGCCUAAACUAACCCAUUAUGGAGUUGGUCCUCUAAACGCACUAUUUCUAGAGUUUUUCGUCUAAACGAACAAAUUCUGGGUUUAGUCAUCUAAACUAACUAAUUAACAAGUUGGUCGUCUUAAUGAACCCAUUUUACAAUUUUUCCUCUAAACGCACCAAUUCUGGAGUUGGUCGUCUAAACUAACCAAUUAUGGCGUUGGUCGUCUGAACGAACCCAUUUUUGAAUGUGUCUCCUAAAUUAACCUAUUUUAAAUUUGUCUUCUAAACGCACUGAUUUUAGAAUGAGUCGUCUGACCUAACCAAUUUUGGCGUUUGUUGUUUGAACGAACCCAUCCUUUUGAAUUUGUCUUUUAAACGCACAAGUUCUGAAGUGGGUCGUCUAAACGAACCCGUUCUGGAGUUGGUCCUCUAAACUCACUAUUUCUAGAGUUUUUCGUCUGAAUGAACAAGUUGGUCGUUUAAACGAACCCAUUUUUUAAUUACUUUUCUAAAUUACUUUUCUAAACGAACAAAGUCAUUCUUUUGAUUUUGUCUUCUAAACGCACCAGUUCUGGACUGAGUCGUCUAAACUAACUAAUUCUGAAAUUGGUCGCCUGAGCAAACCCGUUCUGUAGUUGGUUCUAUAAACGCACUAUUUCUAGAGUUUUUCGUUUAAACGAACAAAUUGUAGAUUUAGUCGCCUAAACUAGCCAAUUAAGAAAUUGGUCGUCUAAAGGAACCCAUUUUAGAAUUUGUCCUCUAAACGCACAAAUUUUGGAGUUGGUCGUCUAAACUAACCAAUUCUGGCGUUGGUCGUAUAAAUGAACCUAUUUUUGAAUUACUCUUCUAAACGAACCCAUUUUUCGAAUUUGUCUUCCAAACGCCUCAAUUCUCGAGAGGGUUAUCUAAACCAACCAAACAUGGCAUUAGUCGUCUAAACGAAUUCGUUCUUUCGGCUUUGUCUUCUAAACGCACCAGUUCUGGACUGAGUCGUCUAAACUAACUAAUUCUGAAAAUGGUCGCCUAAGCGAGCCUAUUCUGGAGGUGGUUCUUUAAACGAACUAUUUAUAGAAUUUUUUGUCUAAACGAAUAAAUUCUAGAUUUAGUCGUCUAAACUAACCCAAUUAAGAAGUUGGUUCUCUAAACAAACCCAAUUUAGAAUUUUUCUUUAAACGCGCCGUUUCUGGAGUGGGCCGUUUAAACUAACCAAUUUUGGCGCUGGUCGUCUAAACUAACCAAUUAAGCAGUUGGUUGUCUAAACGAACCCAUUUAAGAAUUUUUCCUCUAAGCGUACAAAUUUUGGAGUUGGUCGUCUAAACUAACCAAUUUUGGCGUUGGUCGUUUAAACGAACCCAUUUUUGAAUAACUCUUCUAAACGAACAUAUUUUUAGAAUUUGUUUUCCAAACGCCUUAAUUCUGGAGUGGGUCGUCUAAAUUAACUCACAAUGGAGUUGGUCGUCUGAACUAACCACUUAUAGAUUUGUUCGUUUAAAUAAACCUGUUUCAGAAUUUAUCUUCUAAAGUUGCCAAUUCUUCAGUUGGUCGUCUAAACUCAUGCAUUAUGGCAGAGCAGUUAGUUUAGAAGAUCAAUGGUCGUUUGAACCAUCAAAAUGGUCGUUUUAAACAAACACACCGAGAGAGGUUCGUUUGAGAUAUCGUAAUAUUGAAAAUUACUCUUUCCGUUUCGAUUUUUUCUUGUUAUUUAAGAGAAACUUUUUUGUUUUUUUUUUCUGGUGAUUGUUCGGAAAAUCUUUUUUUUUAGAUUCUAAGAUGCAGAUUGCGUUAAAAUUUAAUUAAAUUAAGAACACUUAGCUUUAUAACACGUAGAUUAAUAGUAGCACAUCGCUGUGAAUUUUUUCACUAUUUCUGCGAAUAAUUAAACUAACGAUUGUCAGGUACUAUUGAUCAGAGAUCUAGUCUUUGAGAGAAGGAAGUAAUUAGUUUUUGAGUGUUAGGUAUAGUUGAAAAGAUUGCAAAAUUUUAGAAAGAUUGUAAAAAUUCGAUGUAAACCUAAUUAUUUACAAUUAGAUAAUAAAAUUUUAUCUAAAUAUUUUGGUUUUAUAGAUAUAAUAAAUAUAGGCUUUAAUUAAUAUUCAGAAUUUAUUCGAGAGAAACAAGUAUUCUUAUUUUCGAUAUUUUAUGUUAAUAGUUUAUUAUUUUUAUUUAAAUUACAGGAGUGUCAACUAACACUUUGCGAAUUUAUUUUUACUGAUUUGAAGAGUACGCGGGAAAAGAAAAUUUAGUUUAAAGAUUUUACGUGGGACCUGCAAUUAAAUUGCAAUCGGUUAUGAAUACUACUAAUACCUAAACUUAAUUAUUUUAUUACUUUAUUUUCCCGCAUACGCUUUAUUAAUUAAUCAUUAUUGGAAGCAGAAUCAAGUGCGACUUGAUAGAAAAUUACUUGUAACAAAAGUGAUUUAUACCUACAGAAAAGAAUGUCCAAUUAUAUAAAAGAUGUAUUGUUGAUUUUGAUUAUAAAGUAUUGGUUUAGUCGUUGUUCUAAAUAAACACUACAAA
This is a messenger RNA of Belonocnema kinseyi, 5398 nucleotides long. It is a transcript of the gene trbd, whose product is annotated as ubiquitin thioesterase trabid. Gene Ontology annotation, cellular component: cytoplasm; nucleus. Gene Ontology annotation, biological process: cell migration; cytoskeleton organization; protein K29-linked deubiquitination. Bases 480 to 2615 code for a protein of 711 amino acids. Lineage: Eukaryota; Metazoa; Arthropoda; Insecta; Hymenoptera; Cynipidae. The record is from RefSeq and is a predicted model, not a curated record. Gene Ontology annotation, molecular function: K63-linked polyubiquitin modification-dependent protein binding; cysteine-type deubiquitinase activity. The transcript has 7 exons.